GAUGGGGGCGUCGAAUUGCGGAAGCGUCUACGACAAGGGCCUCGCCGGAAUUCCAAAUUCGUCUCUUUGAGAGGCUCAAGAAAGGGAAAAACGGGUAUCAAGAUUGGAGGAUGCAUACCGAACGUGAAUGGUAAAGAACCGAGCUUUGGCGAAUUUGCAGAGAUACAGUACUUAGCUAGAAACGAGCCCAUGGUGCUUACAAAUCUUAGACUGGGUUACCCACGAUCUAAAAUCCAAAGUUUAGGUACUUAAUCCUUCAAAUUCCUAGUCUUUCUUGUCUUAAGGCUAGAAUGAUCUCAGAGUCAGUUGCUUCAGCAUCUUUUAGGAUUUGGGUUUGGAUGAUUUGCUUGUGUUCUGGGGUAUUUGUUCAUUAGUGCUGGAUUGAUGGUCAAUAUUUCACGUCCUUUGUGUGUUUGCUAAUAGAUUGCAGAGUGUGGGAUAAGAGAAUUUAGUGAUCAGAAGAGUAUAAAAAUGUCUGUUUCAGAAUUUGUUAACCACUGCCUUGAGGAUGAUUCCGUGGAGGAUCAUGAGGCUAAUGGGAUGGCAUUUUGUAAAGUUAGUUUCUUGUUCAGUUUUAUAUAGUCAUUCCACUCCCAGAUUAGCCAUUUACAAGCAGUGUCAGUUUGAGUUGGAGUCCUUACUUUCCCACAGUUUAGCUCUUGUGCGUUUUUGGCUGCUAGUUCAGAACUUAAUAUGAUAGUUCUCUAUGAUUUUCUAUUCUUGAUAUUUAUCUCCUUCCAUUGCUGCACAAUGUAGCAAUUGUUAUUCAUAUCCUCUUUUAUCUGAUUGUCAGGAGUACCCAUUAUAUGUAAUGGACAAAUGUAGCGUACAGAAGAACACUGCUGGUUGUUGUGUAUUUUGUGUGUGUGUGUGUGUGUGAUGAUUGGCUCAAUCUGUAUGUGCACAAUUAUCGCCUGCAUAUGGAUCCUGAUACUUACAAAGAAAAUAAUGAAAUAUGUUGCUCUGAUUCUGGUUUUGUUGAUACAGGAGCAAAAGGUUUUAUUGUUUGAGCAUAGAUGUGACAAGCUUAUUUUUCUUGUUGGAUGUACAUAUGUAUCUCAUCAUAGGAUCUAUCUAGGGGCUGUUUUAUUGGAUUUAAUGUUAGCCUAGAGGCUACUGCCUAACUUCAAAUCCUGUUGUGUAGGAUCUUGGACUUCUCUUCAUGUUGAUGUUUUCAGGUCAUAUAAUAAGUCUCAGCCAAUGUCUGUGGGAGGAAAAAGUGGCUUUUUUCUCCUUCAGCUCAAUGUCAUCUAGUUUUUGACAGGAAUGCAGACCCCUUGAAGUAUUUUUUACCUUUUUUAAUUUAGUUUAAUCUUUUGUUUCUUGACUGUUGUCACGUUCUAUU
This is a messenger RNA of Rubroshorea leprosula, 1345 nucleotides long. The record is from the annotation of a GenBank genome assembly. NCBI's taxonomy places the organism in Eukaryota, Viridiplantae, Streptophyta, Magnoliopsida, Malvales, Dipterocarpaceae.